CCUAAAAGCAAAAAUAGCACUGUUUGAGGUUCUUGGCUGAUCAUGCUUUAACACAGUAGUAUCUUGUACAAUUGUGGCCUGUGUGAAGCGCGAGCUAAAGGCAGCCAUAUUCAAAACAGACAGAAGACUGGUCUAGUGGCAAGAUCAGUUUAAAGACUUCAAAGAAGAUCAGCCUCUGAAGACAAUAUCGUAUUUCAGUGGCCAAAUAAAGUUGUAAGUCUUUCUUAUGCUUUCCUGUCAAAAUCUUGCCCAAAAAUCCACCAGCAGAUAAAGAGUUUCUUCGCAAAACAACAUUCUAAAUGUGACUCUUAUUUCUUAGAAAUCGCGUGAUUUUACAUACUUUUGUGACUCUGUUACCAAAUUUGGACAAGGUGUAACGCAAGCCUUUCCAGUGUGAUCCAUAUAAAAAUAAGUUUCCAUGUGUGGAAUUUAGUAGAGUUUAAGACAGUCACAAAAUUAGUCAUGUCACUUUGUUUGUUUUAAUUUUUUUUGGUAAAACGUUGAUCCAGAACAGUUUUGUCCAGCAUACUAGUUGCAUUUAGUUUUCCAUCCAUGUUGGCAAUGAUCUUUUCCAAAAAAUUCAACAACUUACAGGGCAAAAAACUUCCACUCGUCUGCCAGUCCAAGACGAGUACAUUUUGAUCUUGGACAAGUGGAAUUCCAAAAGCACUUGUCCAAGAGGACAAAUAGAAUUUACUGAAUAUUUUUUCCAUUGAGUUCUGGGUUGCCCAAGAAUCUCUAAACUUUGUAAACUAACCUGGCUUUCCGCAAAUGUCUGUUUCUUUUUGCUCAAAAACCCGCCCGUUUUUGGCAGUGUUUUGUUGAAGGCUGGUAUCCACAUUCCAUAUUUGGAAAGUGAAUAAUAUGGUGACCUGAUGGUGAUAACGCGAUCUUGUUUGUGACCACAAAUUACAAAAAUAGCAAGUGAUGCUUCGUGAGUUCAUAAUUGAAUGAAGUGAUUAACAACGUGGUAAGAAUAAUGUAGUAGUGGUAUGUUUUGUGAUCAAGGAAACAAUGAAACCUUUUAAAAAUGUUUCUUCCUUUAUGUCAAGUGCAAAGGUAAUCACUACGUAUUUUAAAAGUGCUGGAGCAUGACACUUGCAUUUCCAUGUGAUUCACCAUGUGAGAUAAAAUCAGAUCACAUGCUUCAUUUCACUGUCAGUGUACACAAUGUCAACAAGUUUGCUUGACCUGUGGAAUAUUGGGAGUAAAAGAAAAUCUGAAUCCGCAGAGAGCAAAAACAUAGCACUGAAAUCAGAUCAGUUGUUAAGAUAAACACUUAAGACCUGGUACAUUCAGACUCUAAAUUGUAUAACCAAUAAGUUUUUAAUUAAUUCAUUUUUUUAGUAACUUUAAUUUUUUUUUUGGACGAGUGCAUUUCACUUACGGGCAACCAAAAUCUGAGUGGCACUUGUCCAGUGGACAAGUGGAUGGAAAAAAAAGUUUUUUGUGCUGACAUAUUAUGUACAACUUUCAGACCGAGUCUUUUUUGAAAAAUUAAAUCUUUGCAGGAAGAUUUCUCAGCUGGCCGAUGUUUAGUUGAAGCACUGACGAGAGGACCAAAAAACUUGCAGGUCCUUGUGAAUGCUUCAUGUCUGAUUGCUAACCUAGCGACAGGAGACCAAGAUCAGAUGUCCCUCAGGGAUUGUUUAGAAGCCAUGUGCUCAUUGACUUCAUCACACACUGGGCAUAAGGACAUCCAGACACAUGUAUCCAGAGCUCUUGGCAACUUUGCAAAUUUCCAUCAAAAUUCUGCUAUUUUGAUAGAUUAUCUUCCAAGCAUUGUAGAGACACAUCUCAAGUCCACAGAUAAGACAAUUAAGUGUCAUGGCCUUAGAACAGUCAUGUAUCUCCUCAGCCAUCAACGGGAGAGAACUGUAGAUGCAUUAAUAAGGGAAGGAGCCCAUGAUGUUCUGACAAGCUUGGGGGCAUAUCCUGGAAUUGUUAACGCAAUUCAAACUGGUUUACUUAAUGUGGUAACCACCCUUAGUGACUGUACUGUAACAAAAUAAUAGUCAUUGUUCCAGGGCCAUAUCAGAAGUGUUACAUGUAUAUAUAGAUAUAUUUGUAUCAAAUAGUGUCACUAUUUUGAUAGAUCUUGCAAUGACAGGGGUUGUCAAAAGUAAGUGGCAGCUGGCAAAAACCACCAUUACCUCAUGUUCUUGGCUGGCUUCUCUGCUGUGCCAUUUAUCUUAUUCUUUAAAAAAAGAUGGUAAAAUCAGCUGCCUCCUUCAAACCUUUGCAACAGCCCUGAUGAUAAUUUAUAAAAUUUCUACUAGUAAUUAGAUCAGCAACUUUUAAUGCUUGGAAGUACAUGCAAUCCUUCUAGAAAUUGCUUUGUCUUGUGCAAAAGCUGGAUAUCUUGUUUACGUACGCCAGGUUUUCUCCUUUUUUAUUAUUUUUGCUCAGGGAAUGAGGAUGGAACUGGGUGGGGCCAUGGCAAGGUUCUGGCAGGAUAUUAGAAUGUACUUUAAUUUGACUGAAGAAAAUCGAUGGUGUAACAUAUUUGAGAAAAAACAGAUGUCAACUUUGUCCAAGGAUGUUUACCUAAAGCCAUUGGUAUUUAAAUGAUGUUGGUUGCUAGGUAACCAAAGAUAAACAUAAAUUAUUGUACAUUUAUAGUCUUGAUUGGAUAUUAUUGUUUACAGUGGUUGCUAUGGCAACCACACAAUGUUCAGAGUGACAAAAAGAGAUAAUUUGCUCUGAGAUCAUCAACUUGAAGGUUUUUUUUUAGAAAGGGAGGGUGCUAAAUAUUGAUAAGUGGAUUUAUAAAAAACUAAGGUACACUUAUUUGAUUUUAUUGUUAAGAAGAAACUUGCCAUGUCCGCUUGAAAGUACCGCUCCUCACAAAAGUAAGUUCUUCAAAACAUCCCUACCCUGCCCCUCCAAAAGAAAAAAAACAAAAACAAAAACAAAAACUCAAACACAAAAGUGCUUUUACUAUACACCCCUCUAGAAAUUGGACUUACAGUUUAUAUUCAGCUAUUUGAACUCCUGGGUGUGAAGAUCAAUACUCUAAAUACUUCUUCCAAUAAUUAUAGUUUAUUUUUGGCAUUUUAUAUCAUUGCAGUGUGUAAAUUAACAGCUCUCUAUGACAUUAAUGCACACUGAUGACAUUCACACAGUAUAACUUGGCAUGUGUUUAUGAAUGUUUGGAGAGAUUUCAUUAAGAUGCUGAAUUUUCAUUUCCAUGUACCUAAACGAUUUUCAGGCACAUUUAAGUGCCUGAAUUAUUGUAAUAAGGCUAAAAGAUUUUCAGACACAUGAAAAUUAUGCUCAUAAUAUAGUUAUCAUUGUCUUGCAAUCAUGAAGACCCUUUCAAAAACAAGCCGAACAAAGUCUCAAACACAGACAAUGCCACCCAUAAGUAACCCACCAAAACAGCCUUUUGAACAAAAAAGUGGGCUUUUUAAGAGACUUUACAUUACAUCAUAAAUAACUAUAUGAUUCGAUUUUAGAAAAAAAAUUAUGCAAUAUUCUUGUAUCCUAUAUUUUAUUCUCAUUAACAAAAUAACAUACUCAUGCAGUAUUUGAAGCACUUUAACUAUUGUAAAGUUAAUUAUUAGAUGUUUAUUAUGAACAGUAAGGUGCAUUGUAGAGUAUGUAUUUGUUGAUUUUCACUAGCAAUUGCAAGGUUGAAGUUUUAAUAAUUAUUAUGAACUUAUAUUGUUUCUUCUUGUUUGAAAUUUGUCACCAUACAGGUGUAACAUGCUGACUUGAUCAGCCAGGGAUUGUCAACCUUAAACAUGCUUUCUGAAAAUCUAAAUAUUUCAACAUUAAUAAUACAGCAAAUAUGAUUUUCUGUCAGGUGAUCACUACAUGGUUGCCUGUCCGUGUAGUUGUAAUAGGUACAGUCCAUAGCCACACAAUUUUGGAAGUUAUUUUAUUUGCAUUUACUUUUAAUUUAGUUAAGGUCAAUAAGACAAAUAUAUAGCUUAUGUGUGGUACAAAUCACUGUACCCCAUUUUCACAGCUUCAUUUGUGGUGUAUUUUAAUUUGGUGAACCUGCAGGGCAGGCCAAAAUGCAAUAAUUUUAACCUUUAAAGAGAAAUCGCAUGUGAGAAGUAUGCGCACAAUUGUAAUGAAGUAAAGAACAUUUGUAACAAACUUGACAAUUUUACUUUUCUAUAUUGUAAGUACUCAAUAAGUAGAAUGAUCAAUAAAAAUAUAUUGAUUUUGUUUCAGUGACCUGGAAUAAAGAUUACUGACUCCUUAGUGAUGUUGGUGAAUUUUGCAAAGAAACGGUUGAAGUAUGGAAGUAAGAUUAGCAUUGUCACGGCAUAUACAACUUUUAUGAAUUGCAGUGAAACUGACAGAAAUUGUCUAACAAGUUAGGACUUCAUUGACUGGAGACUUAUUAGAGACAAUGAUUUCUCUUCAGCUGAAUUAUGUAAACCAUCCUCAUCUUUUUUGUGGUUAAAAUCUGGAAUAAAGACAUCUCAUCAUCUGUGUA
Molecule: messenger RNA, 4453 nt
Organism: Orbicella faveolata
Lineage: Eukaryota; Metazoa; Cnidaria; Anthozoa; Scleractinia; Merulinidae
Molecular function (GO): protein binding; metal ion binding
Source: RefSeq, a predicted model, not a curated record